This is a messenger RNA of Maylandia zebra (zebra mbuna), 1389 nucleotides long. RefSeq names its product APAF1 interacting protein (gene apip). Gene Ontology annotation, cellular component: cytoplasm. Gene Ontology annotation, molecular function: methylthioribulose 1-phosphate dehydratase activity; metal ion binding. Lineage: Eukaryota; Metazoa; Chordata; Actinopteri; Cichliformes; Cichlidae. The record is from RefSeq and is a predicted model, not a curated record.
UGUAUUUGCACGCGCGCUUGUGCACGUCGCGUAUUGAUGACGUCCGAACGCUGAUAUCGCACACAGACUGAUUUAGCACCAAAAGUCCAGAGAUGUCGUCUUUUUGCGGCACCGGCGAUGACUUUCAAGAUGCAGGUCAAGAGACCACUGAAAAGCAGGACAAGGACCAUCCACGUGUCCUCAUUCCUGAGUUAUGUCGGCUCUUCUACCAGCUGGGAUGGGUGACUGGGACGGGUGGAGGGAUAAGUCUGAAACAAGGAGACCAGAUCUACAUUGCACCAUCAGGUGUUCAGAAAGAGAGAAUCCAGCCAGAAGAUAUGUUUGUUUGUGACAUGGAGGAGAGGGACAUCAGCUGUCCUCCUGCCUGGAAGACAUUGAAGAAGAGCCAGUGCACACCACUUUUUAUGAACGCCUAUACUAUGAGAGGGGCACAGGCAGUUAUACACACCCACUCGAAGGCUGCUGUCAUGGCAACGCUGCUCUAUCCUGGCAAAGAGUUCAGGAUAACACACCAGGAGAUGAUCAAGGGGAUUCGUAAGGGCACCUCAGGCACAAACUAUCGGUAUGAUGACUUCCUGGUUGUGCCGAUUAUUGAAAAUACACCAGAGGAGAAGGACUUGAAAGACCGGAUGGCUCGGGCAAUGGAAGAAUACCCAGAUUCAUGUGCAGUUCUUGUCCGCAGGCAUGGUGUCUAUGUGUGGGGCGAGUCGUGGGAAAAAGCGAAGACUAUGUGCGAAUGCUACGACUACCUGUUUGACGUUGCAGUCCAGAUGAAGCAAUGUGGACUGGACCCCUCAGCCCUUCCGAUGGAAGAAAAAGGAAUAGUUUGAUAUUUGAUGGUGCUUUUCAAAGAGACAUUUGUGGCAGAAAGGUUAGUGGAGUUCAAUCAGGAGAGCAGAUUGUAAUCAUUUGCCUUUCAUGCCAGCCUGCUUCAAAUUUGAUGAAAUUUGAUGGUAAGGGUAGAUUCAGGGUUGAAGGAGAUUGAAUGCCUGCGAUCUGGAAGAAUCUGAAGGAACACUGUGAAGCACUGUGGGACAACUCAUGAGUGAGCAGCUGUCAAAUCAAUGUCCUUAGGUUCAAAUGUUUCUCUAUUCAAGUCUGACUGGACUGAAAUCAAGGUCUCGGUGUAUGCCAGGCAUGAACAUCACGCUGCAUUUCACUGACUGCUUCAAUCGAUUUAGAAAAGGAAAAAAAAAAAGCCAAUAAAAUGUGUAAUUGUGUAAAAUAAGUGUAGGUUUUCUGUUUCUUAAGUUUUCGGCUAUAGUUAAAUAAAAUCCAGUUUUCCUUUCUAAAACACGAUCUUUCUCAUGUUAAUUUUUCAAUGCAAGCCCAGGGAGACACCUGACGUUCUGUAUAUGUAAAUAAAGCACAUCUUUAACCUAUAAAAAA